Messenger RNA from Propithecus coquereli (Coquerel's sifaka), 1334 nucleotides. RefSeq names its product abhydrolase domain containing 1 (gene ABHD1). The coding region runs from base 49 to 1266 and encodes 405 amino acids. Gene Ontology annotation, molecular function: monoacylglycerol lipase activity; acetylesterase activity. The record is from RefSeq and is a predicted model, not a curated record. Lineage: Eukaryota; Metazoa; Chordata; Mammalia; Primates; Indriidae. The transcript is spliced from 9 exons. Gene Ontology annotation, biological process: medium-chain fatty acid biosynthetic process; medium-chain fatty acid catabolic process.
AACCGGAGCCAGGGGAGAGCCCGGGACCCGGAAUCCCACGAAGACAAGAUGCUGAGCUCCUCCCUGACCCCUCAGAAUGGCACCUGGGCAGAGACCUUCACUCUGCUCUUGGCUCUUGCCGUUGCCCUGUACUUGGGCUACUACUGGACAUGUGUGUCCCAGAGGCCUCGACUGGUGGCUGGGCCCCAGUUUCUGGCCUUCCUGGAGCAACACUGUUCAGUCACCGUGGAGACUUUCUACCCUACACCAUGGUGUUUUGAGGCACGGCUACAAAGCAUCUUCCGAGUCUUCCUGCAGUCCCAGCCCCUAGUCCCUUACUGGAGUGAAGUCCUCCAAACACCAGAUGGGGGCCAGGUCCUACUAGACUGGGCUGAACAGCCUGACAGCAGUCAAUACCCUGACCCUACCACUCAGCCCAUUGUGUUGCUGCUUCCUGGCAUCACCGGCAGUAGCCAGGAGUCAUACAUCUUGAACCUAGUUAGCCAAGCUUUGAGGGACGGCUAUAGGGCUGUCGUGUUUAAUAACCGGGGCUGCCGAGGCGAAGAACUGCUGACCCACAGGGCCUAUUGUGCCAGCAAUACGGAAGAUCUAGAGACAGUUGUGAACCACAUAAAGAACCGCUACUCCCAAGCUCCACUGCUGGCUGUGGGCAUCUCUUUUGGAGGGAUACUGGUGCUGAACCACCUGGCCCAGACCGGGAAGGCUGCAGGGUUGGUGGCAGCACUGACUCUGUCUGCAUGCUGGGAUUCCUUUGAGACCACUCACUCCCUGGAGACCCCACUCAACUCACUGCUCUUCAAUCAGCCCCUCACUGCUGGGCUCUGCCGACUUGUGGACCGAAAUAGAAAGGUGAUUGAAAAGGUGGUGGAUGUAGACUUUGUACUACAGGCCCGCACAAUCCGCCAGAUUGAUGAGCGCUACACAUCUGUGGCCUUUGGAUAUCAGGACUGUGUUGCCUACUACCAAGCAGCGAGCCCAAGAACCAAGGUAGAUGCCAUCCAGAUCCCUGUGCUCUGCCUCAAUGCAGCAGAUGACCCAUUCUCCCCAGCCCAUGCCCUCCCCGUACAGGCUGCCCACCACUCUCCCCACGUUGCACUGCUCAUAACAGCACGGGGUGGCCACAUCGGCUUCCUGGAAGGGCUGCUCCCGUGGCAGCACUGCUACAUGAGCCGCCUCUUGCAUCAGUAUGCCAGAGCCAUCUUCCAGCACCGAGCGGAGCUGCUUGACCUCAAGGCUCUCUCACCUUCUGAGGACAGAAACAGCUGACAAGAGUACCGUUUGGGGUCUCAGUUCAGUCUUCCCUUGUUUAUUAAAUAUCAACUUUUCCUGUCUAA